GCUGGGAUUUGGCUGCUGGGAUUUGGCUGCUGGGAUUUGGCUGCUGGGAUUUGGCUGAGAUGUAUGUGACUGCAUUUGUUGGAUUUCGCGGGUUGAACCGGUAUCGGUGCCUUGGUACCCCGAUAGCUCCGUCGUCCCCGAGCAAUAAUUUAAGUUAUGAGAUCGCGUAGUCGCGCCGCCCUAUCAGAAAAAGCACGUUUCGAUGGAUUAAGGCCCGAACCACCACCCUUCAAACCCUUUCCCCUCCUUCACAAGCAUCUCCAGGCCGAGAAUUGGUCCUUCCUACAAAACAUCACAUAUCAAUCAGCUCGUGCUCCUGUUGCUUCAUCCUUCUCUAAUAUCGCCAUCCUUCGGUCUCUCUCUCUCUCUCACACAGGUCUCAACAAAAACUCCCAACCCCCCCCAACCCAACAACAACAACAUGUUCAAGACCACUCUCUCCCGGGCAGCAGCUCACGCUGAGCGUCAGCCGUUGAUCAAGUUUUUGGGCAAGCGCACAGUCCCAGCCUCCGUCGACCACACUCCCUCCGUCCACCCAGCCUCCCCAUCCUCCGCCCUCCCCGGCCAAGGCUCCCCCUCCUUCUCCGCCUACCGCCAGCACGCCCAACAACACGGACCCCUAGGCCGCAACAUCCGUACUGACAGCUCCGUCGGCUCCAUCCCCGGCCGUGACCUCGGCCCCGUCGCCGCGGCACAGGGCGAGUUCUUCGACCGCAGCGAGCUGCCCGUUCGCUUCCGACGCUCUCCUUACACAGAGGCGGAGAUCGAGGCUAUUGAGACGGGCGGCGCUACCAUGGUCUGCUGAGGCGUGACAUGAGCGCUGGUGGAGUGGGAUUUUUACUGGAUUUUUUUGGAAACAUACAUGGGGCGGAAAUACCCUCGGAGACAAACCAUUUUUUUACGUCAAGCGAUUGUUGGGAUGGCGGGAGUGAUUGAUGGCCGGGCGACCUGGGAGGUCGCUGGAGGCCGGGAGGGGGUUUGAUACAGGUUUAAACACAGGUUGAUACUUGGCUGGAUACUUGUAAUGAAAUAGGAAGACCAAGACCUGGCGACGGACGAGUCCCGGAGGUCUUCAAAAUGUGGCCUCUGAAGCUGCACAUUUCGUUAUCUAUAUAACGACGAAAAUAAAACGAAUUAUAAACAUCAUAU
Messenger RNA from Pseudogymnoascus destructans, 1149 nucleotides. RefSeq lists its product as uncharacterized. Bases 422 to 805 code for a protein of 127 amino acids. Gene Ontology annotation, biological process: 2-oxoglutarate metabolic process. The transcript is spliced from 2 exons. The record is from RefSeq and is a predicted model, not a curated record. Lineage: Eukaryota; Fungi; Ascomycota; Leotiomycetes; Thelebolales; Thelebolaceae.